This is a messenger RNA of Anopheles coluzzii, 2985 nucleotides long. Its product is annotated as glucose dehydrogenase [FAD, quinone]-like. The transcript is spliced from 3 exons. Lineage: Eukaryota; Metazoa; Arthropoda; Insecta; Diptera; Culicidae. Gene Ontology annotation, molecular function: oxidoreductase activity, acting on CH-OH group of donors; flavin adenine dinucleotide binding. The coding region runs from base 421 to 2289 and encodes 622 amino acids. The record is from RefSeq and is a predicted model, not a curated record.
ACGAUCUGUCACGAUCGCGAGGACACAUGGCUCCGAUCGCGUUCGAUCGGAUUUCGGCCGUCUCACAAAUCACACUCCACUGGUGUGAGCUGUAGUGUGCUACACAGCUGGUGGGAGCGAGAGGGUGAGUUGUAGAUGAUGUUAGCCGCUUAGAAGUAGAAGCAGUUUUCCCUCCCCACCUGAGAGGUUAGCUUCGUGCCAGCUGUUAGACGGCAUUAGACGAAUACGGUUGGGUGGAUUAGUUGCUUUUCGUUUUUCGCAGUGGAUGGUUGGUGGGUUUAGCUGGCUGGAGAAGUGAGAUUUUUAAUCCUCGGAGCGCUUGGAACCGUCUAAGCAUCGAUGAGAGUUGUGUGCAGCCACGAGUUGCUUAAAGCUUGCAAGGACAUUUGGAUACUAUCGCUUCGCUAGAGUAGCAACAAGAUGGUACGACGAACGGUUGGCACGCGCCUGCCAGUGCUGAUGGCGUUUUUGCUGACGGCUUCUCCUCCCACCGACGCGCAACAGUUCCCCGUCUUCGAGACGCUGUUCGAUGAGGUGAGCUUGCUGGUGCGCACCGGCCCGAACGCUUCCGUGCCAAUACCGGAGGCGAAGCGGAUCCGCGACGAGUACGAUUUCGUCGUGAUUGGGGCCGGCUCGGGCGGUUCGGUGAUGGCCAACCGGUUAAGCGAAGUGCGCGACUGGAGCGUCCUGCUGCUCGAGGUGGGCAAGGAGGAGAACCUGAUCUCGAACGUUCCCCUCACCGCUGGACUCACAACGGCCACGGGUUACAGCUGGGGCUACCGGUCCGAUCCGAUGCGCAAUGCUUGCCGAGGGCUAGAGCAGGGCGUCUGUUACUGGCCGAAAGGGCGUGGGUUAGGUGGGACGAGCCUCAUAAACUUCCUGCUGUACGGUCGCGGUCACCAGCGCGACUACGACGAUUGGGAGCGGGCGGGCAACUACGGCUGGGGCUACCGGGACGUCCGGAGGUACUUCGAGAAGGCGGAGCAGAUCAAGGGCCAGCCGUACAACCCGCACGGCUAUCUGCACAUCGAGGAAAGCUCGUUCGAAACGCCAAUGCUGGGCAGGUACAUCGAGGCCGGCAAGCGGUUCGGCUACCGGCACAUCGAUCCGAACGAUCCGGUCCAGCUCGGGUUCUACAAGGCGCAGGCCACGAUGGUGAACGGAGAGCGAUGCAGUGCGGCCCGGGCCUACCUCAAACCGGUCGCUGAUCGGCCCAACCUGGACAUAUCGACCCGCUCCUGGGCCACCCGGAUUUUGAUCGAUCCCGUCACGAAAACGGCAUUCGGCGUGGAGUUCACCAAGAACAAGCGCCUGCACACGGUGCGCGUGCGCAAGGAAGUGAUACUGGCGGCGGGCGCGAUCGCUUCGCCCCAGCUGCUGAUGCUGUCCGGCGUGGGGCCGCGGGAACAUCUGCAGCAGCUCGACAUACCCGUCGUGAAGGAUCUGCGCGUCGGGUACAAUCUGCAGGACCACCAGACACUGUCCGGGCUGGUGUUCACCGUCAACCAGCCGGUAACGAUACGGGAGCGGGACAUGCGCCGACCGGCCCCCCUCCUGAGCUAUCUGUUCGCCCGCCGCGGUCCAUUCACCGUGCCGGGCGGAGCCGAAGGUAUCGCGUUCGUGAAGACGAACAACUCGCGCUCCCCCGAGGACUACCCGGACGUGGAGCUGGUGCUCGGGACGGGUGCGGUCAACAACGAUGAGUCCGGUUCGCUCCGGCACACGUUCGGGAUGACGCGCGAAUUCUACGACCGCUCGUUUGGGUCGGCCCGGGGACAGCACGCGUUCGGCAUUGCGCCGGUACUGAUGCGGCCGAAAAGUCGGGGCCGGGUGUGGCUGAAGAGCCGCAACCCGUUCCACUGGCCCCACAUGGAGGGGAACUUUUUCGACCAUCCGGACGAUCUGGCGACGAUGGUGGAGGGCAUUAAGCUGGCGGUGCGCAUUGGCGAGUCGGACAGCUUCGCCUCGUACGGUGCGCGGCUGCUUGGGACACCGUUCUAUGGGUGUGAGGCGCAUCCGUUCCGGUCGGACGACUACUGGCGCUGCUGCUUGCGGCAGGUCGGUGCCAGCAUUCAGCACCAGUCCGGUACGUGCAAGAUGGGCCCGGCCAGCGAUCCGGACGCGGUCGUCGAUCCGGAACUGCGCGUGCACGGCGUCGGCGGGUUGCGCGUGGUGGACGCCUCCAUCUUCCCGGUCAUACCGGCGGCCCACACUAACGGGGUUGUCAUCAUGGUGGGCGAGAAGGCGGCCGACAUGGUGAAGGACUACUGGAACAAUCACAUACCGUGAGGGAGGAGGGAGGGGGGAGAUAUAUGCUCUUUGCCGUUGCAAGCGGCGCCAAUCAAACUAGUCACGAUGGGUUACAAGUUUAAUUUUAUGUUUGAGGUAAAUCAACGGUACAAUUUAGCAUUAAAGUAAGAAAACAAGAAAAAAAUUAAUAAAGUAUAAAUUAAUAAUUAUAAAAAUAAAUGUGCUUUAAGUCGAAAUUUAUAAUUUUAUAAUCAUGCUCAAGCCAAACUAAUGAAAAAAAAUCAAAUGCGCUGUUUCUUCUUGGGAUUUGAACCCAGGUCCGAUGUGUUGUUAGGUUGAACCAUUGGGAACCAUCUCUUUAAUUGGGCUUUAGAAGCAGAAACUUCAUUUUCCGCCCACAUACAGUAGCAAGGGACUGAAAAAGAGUGAGUAUUGUGUGUUCCAAUUUAAGAAUAGUAAUAAAAAGGUUAAAAAGUAAAACACAAACAAACACUGCCCAAUGAAAUCCCAAUGAAAUCAUCUUUUUCUUCUUGGUGUUCUUGAUUCAACGAACGACGCCGGCAUGCUAGACACGCACAGAAUUGCACGACUUGCUACCAUGAAGUAUAAAAAAGAGACCAAGAUAUGGUUCAGAUGGGAAUCGAACCCGUCCGACAAACGCUGCAACAUUAGAUCGCUCGCUUUUAUUGCCACGCUCACGCGGCAUUUGACAUAAGGGUUAACAAUCUAAGCUUG